GUAUUGUUAGUCCCGGGAACAGCCAACAAGAUACAGUGAUUGAAAUGGAUUUGAACAUCGUGGGCAGCCCCUUGGAAGAAAACAUCCUUCAAAAGGAUUUCAGGAUCUUAACAUCUCUAGGCUCUGGUGGAUUUGGGGAGGUGAAGCUUGCCUGCCACCUUCCUACACAUACACAUGUGGCUGUCAAGGUCCUGGAGAAGACAAAGAAUUCUCUGGCUGACAUCAACACUGAAGUAGAGAUACUUCAGUCUGUGGAACACAGAAACAUAGUUCAUUUCUUCCAUGCUAUUGACACAAGUUCAACCACUUUUGUGAUAAUGGAGUGUAUUGCAGGAAAAGACCUGGAAUACUUCCUCCGGGAGAGAGACUUUCUAACAGAGGAUGAGGUCAGACCAAUAUUCCAACAGGUGGUUUCAGGAGUUCAUUUUCUCCACCAAAAACGAAUUGCCCAUCGUGAUAUUAAAUUGGAAAAUAUCCUUAUUGACAGAGCUGGCCAUGUCAAGCUCUGUGACUUUGGUAUGGCCAGACAGCUGGCAGAGGGUCAGAUGUUGGAGGAAUUUCGUGGCACCUUGUUCUAUUUGGCUCCAGAGAUAUUGGCACGGAAACCCUACGAUGGCCUGGCAGGGGAUAUGUGGAGCUUGGGAGUCCUCCUAUAUGUCCUGGUCACAGGACAAUUUCCAUAUAAAGUACCCAAAGUGGAACAUAUGUACAAGGUCAUCACCACCACAAAAUAUCCCAUUCCCUAUUACUUGUCAAAACCCUGUCUAAUCAUCAUUGAACAAUUACUUAUGGUCCCCGCCCAAAACAGGAUAACAAUAGGUCAGCUCCAGGAGAGACAAUGGCUGGGCAACACUACAGAACAUGCAGCCCCUGCAAAUGAGGACAUCCUUCCCAGGGUCAUGGAGACCAUGUGCACCAUGGGAUAUAACUGUGAAGACAUUGUAUCAUUCUUAAUACACAGGCAACCAAGUAAUUUAAUGGCAACAUUCAAUAUCCUCAAAUACAAACUGAGCUGUGGGGACAGCCAUGAGCAGAAUCAGAAGCCCUGGUUAAAUGGCAGCCCUAUAGGUGCUCCUCGCCUCCUUCUCCCCUUGAAGAGGAGAGCCAGUGAACCAGCCUUCCCACCAAGUACAGGAGAAGGGAAGAGACAUUUACAUGAGGUAGGUGUGGAAGGAAGAGGCAGGAGAUGCCAGAGCUACAAAAUGCUCAACAGUUACUCAUGCCAGAAAAUAAAGCCCCGUGCUGAUAAAACUGUCCCAGAAGGAUAUGUCCUGAUGGCUAACGUCAUCAACAGUGCUACAAAACAUAUUGCAAUCAUCAUGAAAUCUGUGGACAGCCAGCCUGGUGAACUCUCCUCAGGUGAAUCAGCCCCGGAUGGAACACCCACCAGGUUUCUGAACAUGGACUUCUCCAGAGAGGAACCAUUCAUUGGACACAACAUGCCCAAUGGCCAGCCCCAAGAUAAAUCUACAUCCUUGGGAUCCAAGCCACUAAGAGAUUACACAGGGAUUCAGGCCUCACAAUGGAGUGGGCUUGGAGCAGGAAAACAGUGCUCUCAGUGCAUGGGAAAUUCUCUUCUUCGUCAGCUUCCAUCCCCUGAGUGA
Molecule: messenger RNA, 1604 nt
Organism: Peromyscus maniculatus bairdii (prairie deer mouse)
Lineage: Eukaryota; Metazoa; Chordata; Mammalia; Rodentia; Cricetidae
Product: putative sperm motility kinase W
Biological process (GO): intracellular signal transduction; negative regulation of glycogen biosynthetic process; protein phosphorylation
Cellular component (GO): nucleus; cytoplasm; cytosol
Molecular function (GO): protein serine/threonine kinase activity; ATP binding
Source: RefSeq, a predicted model, not a curated record